AACUAACCUUUCAUCUUUUGCGUAGAAAAAACCAAAGCAACCCUUGUUGUGAUUCUAACCUUGUGCAGAGAAAGAAGAAGCAGGGGAAGAGAAUCGAGAGGUCUUCAUCUUCUGCCAAGAUGCCAAGAACCCAAUCACCUAAAAUUGACGGCCUUAAAGAAUUAGAAGGUUUGGGAAGACCUGUCACUCUUGAGCUGAUAGUGUAUCCCGGAGAGGAUGUGGUCACAAAGCUAUUGAAGGUUUGGAAAGCAAGCAAUUACUCUAGCUAUGUAGUUUCAGCCUUUGGUCAUAUAUCAAAAGCUGCAAUUGGCAAACCAAGCUCAGAUAUGUUUCAUAUAUAUGAUGGACACUUUGAGAUUCUGUCUUUGUCUGGAAGUUGUUGUGUGAAUCAAGAAGAUGGUUAUGCAGAUUGGAGUCUGGGCAUCACUUUGGCUGAUUCUGAUAGUGAUAGAGAGGCUUUUGGUGGCACCUUCAUCAAUACAUUAAUAGCUUCUGGCACUGUAUCUGUUGGUAUAUUGAACUUUGUGAAAGAAGAGGAAAAGAGCACCGAGAAAAACUGCGAUGAAACUGGAAUGUUUUUUGAGAAGAAGAAGCAGGGGAAGAGAAUCAAGAGGUCUUCAUCUUCUGCCAAGGAUAAAAAAAUUGAUGGCCUUAAAGAAGUAAAAGUUUCUGGAAGCAGGCCUAUCCUUUUUGAGUUGACUGUGUAUCCCGGACAGGAUGUGGUCGCAAAGCUAUGGAAGCUUUGGGAAGCAAGCAAUCGAUCUAGCUAUAUAAUUUCACCUUCAGGUCAUAUAUCAAAAGCUGCAAUUGGCAAACCAAGGACAUUUUGAGAUUCUGACUCUCUCUGGAAGAUGUGUGAAUGAAGACAGUGACAUAGAGGCAUUUGGUGGCAGCUCCAUCAAUACAUUGAUAGCUUUUGACACUGUAUCUCUUCUUAUGCUGAACUUUGUGAAAGAAGAGGAAAAGGGCACCGAGAAAAACUGCGAUGAAACUGGAACUUCUGCUAAGUCUUCCUCUACAACUGGUGGUGUUGGUGGUGUGCUGAUGUCCCUGCUCCUUGCCCUUGGGAAGAAAAUAAUGGGAUUCUUUUCGAAUCCGAUGGUCAACGAGAGUGAUAAGGAAAAACUAAUUUGAGAACAAUGUGAUUAGUUUGAUUUCCAAAAGGAUUACCUUUUUCGCUUGAGGAUAGCAUAUGAUUGUAUG
Arachis stenosperma is the source of this 1203-nucleotide messenger RNA. Its product is annotated as AT-hook motif nuclear-localized protein 4-like. The coding region runs from base 120 to 830 and encodes 236 amino acids. Lineage: Eukaryota; Viridiplantae; Streptophyta; Magnoliopsida; Fabales; Fabaceae. The record is from RefSeq and is a predicted model, not a curated record. Gene Ontology annotation, molecular function: minor groove of adenine-thymine-rich DNA binding. The transcript is spliced from 10 exons.